Messenger RNA from Trifolium pratense (red clover), 611 nucleotides. RefSeq names its product kinetochore protein NUF2 homolog. The transcript has 4 exons. Bases 1 to 513 code for a protein of 170 amino acids. Gene Ontology annotation, biological process: attachment of mitotic spindle microtubules to kinetochore; meiotic chromosome segregation; kinetochore organization. The record is from RefSeq and is a predicted model, not a curated record. Lineage: Eukaryota; Viridiplantae; Streptophyta; Magnoliopsida; Fabales; Fabaceae. Gene Ontology annotation, cellular component: Ndc80 complex. Gene Ontology annotation, molecular function: protein-containing complex binding.
AUGAACGGAGGAAUCUUAGUAGGGUUCGCUGACGUUGAUGUUGGAGUUGAAGUUGAGGCAGACAUGAUGGAGUUGAAACCGGCGUUUGCUGAAAUCAAAGAAUCCAGGGAAAGGGAGAUGCCUUCUGUUCAGGAAGUAGAUGCAAAAGUGAAAGAGCUACGUCAAACUAUCGCAAACCUGAACAACAAACAUAUGUCUCUGAGGACUACUUUAAAGAAGUUGAAAGAGAAAACUGUGGAAAUGGAUGAUAAGAUUUCUGGUGCUGAAUUUAGACUGGUACAAAAUGUUAAAGAGAAUGGAAAUCUACGAUCAAAGAUUGUCCAAUCACCUGACAAAGUACAGAGGGCUUUAGAGGAAAAGAAGUUAGCUCGAGAGGAGACAAGAAAUGCUGAAAGAUUAUCCAUGCACACUUUCCAUGAGAAGACUUCCCUUGUUGAAGUUUUCUCCAAGGUAUGUUGCCAAAGGCUAGUUUAUUUUUGCUCUUCAUCAGCAUUUUGGGUCUGGGUUAAGUAAUAAUUUUGUUGGACUGUAAUGACUUUCUUUCUUAAUUACUUAACAUUUCUUUAGGAUGCAAUUGCAACCCUAACCUAAAUUUGCAAUAUGAUUCAGCU